ACAACUUGGUAGAUUUCAUGCCGCUCGACAAAACACAGUCAUUGUAAACUCAUCCUUUUAUUUGUGGAAGUUUGGGGCGUUCUCCUGUGAGAUCUGUAGUGACUUGCAAGUCAAUAUACGUUGAUGAAAUUGGAUUUGUAACUGUUUAGUGGUCUGUGUUACCUUUGAAGUGAUUAGCAUUUUGAUAGGCAUGUGUUUGCUCAUGACGAUUCCUUCGACGUGGCAGUGGAUUGUAUUAUAGCAUUUUCCCAUAACUUGCUCGGAUCGAGGACAUCACCAUGGGAGCAAAGAGAAUUUUUAAUAUUAUCGUAAUUACAUCGACUUUCUGGUUUUCAGUGACGAUUUUGGUGCUCAUGUUUAGCAAUGAGAUGACUAGAGAGAGUUUAACCAUGCUCAAUGCACCCGUUGUACUUGACAAAUCGAAAAACCACAAAUAUAUGAUUUUAGCCGGGGUGCAACCUUUAAGACCUAAUGAGAAACAUAUCAAAUAUCCAUGGGAGAAAGACACUGAUGGACAAUCCGAGAAGUCACAAGGAAUUCUUGCGAUUAGUGCAAAAGCUAUGAUGGGGGUUAUCCCGCGCAAGAAUCAGGGCUCCAAGAGGAAAGUUUACGAUGCAAGUAUUGGGAAAAUGAAAGAUACUAUGAGUCUYGGUGAAGGCGGAAGAGCUGCUUUUUUAAAGUCUGAUGAAGAUAAGAAACUAGCAGAAAAAUUCUUUGCAAAUCAUUCAUUCAAUUGGCUUUUGAGUGACAGACUAUCAUUGGAUCGAACUUUGGAAGACGURCGGAGCCCGAGCUGUAAAGUGAAACAUGAUAAUUACCCAAGAAACUUACCUACAACCUCAGUCAUUAUUUGUUUUCACAAAGAACGGUUAUCCGUUUUAUUGCGGACAGUACACAGUGUUAUCAACAGAACCCCUCCACAUCUCCUGCAAGAAGUUAUUGUUGUGGAUGACUUCAGUCAAGAUCCKAAACUUGCCAAACCGCUAGAUGAYGGUGUGAAAGAAUUCACUAAAGUUAAAGUUUUAAGAAUGAAAAAGCGUGAAGGUCUWGUUCGGGCGCGRUUACAAGGAGCCUAUGCUGCUAAGGGUGAUGUCUUAACCUUUCUGGACUCACAUUGUGAAGCUACACCUGGUUGGGCAGAACCACUUCUCGGACGAAUUGCAGAGAAAAGGUCAAAUGUGGUUUGUCCAGCUAUAGAGGUGAUUAAUGCUGACACGUUUGCCUAUCAAGGAUCCACUAAUGCAGAUCAAAGAGGUGGUUUUAGUUGGGAUUUGUUCUUCAGAUGGAAAGGAAUCCCUCCUGAAGAACAGAAACUUCGUAAAGACGACUCUGAUCCAAUCAGGACACCAACAAUGGCAGGAGGAUUGUUUUCAAUCCAUCGUCAGUACUUCUUUGAUAUUGGUACUUAUGAUGAAGAAAUGGACAUAUGGGGUGGAGAGAAUCUCGAACUGUCAUUCAGGGUUUGGAUGUGCGGAGGGCGCCUAGAAAUUGUCACGUGCUCAAGAGUUGGUCACGUGUUUCGGAAAUACACAAGCCCAUAUAAGUUCCCAGAUGGAGUCGAAAGAACUCUUACAAAAAAUUUCAACCGUUUAGCUGAGGUUUGGAUGGAUGAAUACAAGGAGCUGUACUACAACAAAAAGCCUCAGGCGAAGAAUAGUGAUUAUGGGGACAUCAGCAAGAGGGUGGCUCUCAGAAAAAGGCUGAAUUGUCAUUCUUUUAAGUGGUACAUCGACAAUGUUUAUCCUGAUGUACAAAUGCCUGAACUCAAUCCACCGGCCAGAGGAGAGGUGCGGAACCCUUCAAGUGGAUACUGUUUGGAUUCACUCGGAGCAAAGCCCGAACAUAACGCGCGUGUUGGGAUCUAUGUUUGUCAUGGACAAGCAGGGAACCAGAUGUUUGUCUUGUCAUCAAAAGGAGAGAUUAUCUUUGAGGAAGAGAAUUGUUUAGAUGUCUCCAAGACGUACGCUGGGGCUCCAGUUGAAAUGAUGAAAUGUCAUGGACUUGGUGGUAAUCAAAAAUGGGACCAUUCAAAAGCUCACGGAAUACUAAAACACAUCAGUACACAGCAAUGCUUGGACAAAGGAUCRCCKGGAAACCAGUACGCUAUUAUGAAUCCAUGUGAUGGUCGUGAAUCUCAACGAUGGGUAUUCUCUCACUAUAAAGAUAAAUAAUUUUUUAUUGAAUUCAAAUUAGGAUUAUUGAAUUAGGUCGCUCUUGUUAGCAACGUAGGAAAUAACGGUAAUAGAAAACAUUGCAUUGUUAAAUCAUAUUAUACAAGUACUAAAACUUCCAUCUUUGAUUGAUAUAUGUAGUUUUUCUGAGAUAUUUUAGGCUGGGACUGAUGAAUAAAACAUCAGAAUAUACAGGAUUGGUGUCCACAAUUUUAACAACAAGAAGUAUUGUCUUGAAUACGCAUUCAUUGUACAAAACAAAACAACAUCAUCUUCCUGCACUUUUUGGCUGUAUUGAAAUGACUGUAUUUGCUCAGAUUAUAUUUUUCUUCUGAAUGUUUCUCGGUGUUUUCUAAACCAAUCAAAUUAAGUAGAUAGCUAUUAUUGAACAUAUAAUAUUGUUAAAAUACUGUCAUGCACGUAUAAGUAAUUGUAUUUUCAUAUUUCACUUGGUACAGUUUCGUUCCUUGUAACCCCAUUUCGUACUGCGUCAUAUUUCACCAAGCAUGCGCAGUGCGAAGUGGGACCCGACCGUCCGCAUUUUCAAAAUGGCGGAGGGAGAGGUCCUGGGACCGAGGCUAGUACAUGUGCAUUAGAGUGAAGAUUCAAAACCCUUGAAUCAGAAACGAAUAUUCUGAAACCGAUGUAGGGUUUGUUUCUUCUCUUUAUUGUCAUAAAAUGACCAGCCAGCAAUAGGUCAAUAUAUUUUUACAAAAACUUAGUGAUUGAUAAUAAAUGUUUCUAGGCUUUUUGAAUGUGAUUUAUUCAAAUAAACGUCAUUAAAAAAAG
Molecule: messenger RNA, 2960 nt
Organism: Exaiptasia diaphana
Lineage: Eukaryota; Metazoa; Cnidaria; Anthozoa; Actiniaria; Aiptasiidae
Product: polypeptide N-acetylgalactosaminyltransferase 1
Exons: 8
Coding region: 279-2171 (630 amino acids)
Cellular component (GO): Golgi apparatus
Source: RefSeq, a predicted model, not a curated record